Messenger RNA from Brienomyrus brachyistius, 3677 nucleotides. Its product is annotated as chemerin-like receptor 2. Gene Ontology annotation, cellular component: plasma membrane. The record is from RefSeq and is a predicted model, not a curated record. Bases 242 to 1228 code for a protein of 328 amino acids. Gene Ontology annotation, molecular function: G protein-coupled receptor activity; complement receptor activity. Gene Ontology annotation, biological process: positive regulation of macrophage chemotaxis; inflammatory response; complement receptor mediated signaling pathway. Lineage: Eukaryota; Metazoa; Chordata; Actinopteri; Osteoglossiformes; Mormyridae. The transcript is spliced from 2 exons.
CCAACCACUGUUGUUUUAAGACUUAGCGUACUGUAACAGAACAAAUGCAUUGUAAUGAAAAUAAGUAUAGUGCAUUAUAGAUAACAGCUUUAACUGGUACAAAAAGCCUUACAUGAAGUUUUCCGGUUUUUCAUACGGAAAUUCUAUAGUCUAAGUUUUGGGAAUGGAGUGAUUGUAAGUUGCUAUUGUGGGGGUCUUUCUGCUUCGAAACAGACACUCAGCCAGGAAAAGAAUAAAUACCAUGGCUGGUAACGGGACCUUCGAUUAUGACUACAAUGAACCUGAUGUUUUGGAUAAAUUACAUACGGAAGCAGAAGAAAUGAAUAAUUUAAUAUACAUGUACACAGGGAUGUACAGCAUCACCAUUCUCUUGGGAGUACCGUUAAAUAUUCUGGUCAUCAUCACUCUUUUCCGUAGAAUUGGGAAUUAUGAAGCUGCCAUCUGGCUCUUGGGCAUGGCCAUCUCAGACCUGAUCUUCUGCCUGUUCCUGCCAUUUCGCAUUUUCUCUGCCUGGGAAAACUUCACCUGGAGGUUUGGGUGGAUACUGUGCAAGCUGAAUUCAUUUGUGCCAUUCAUGUCCAUGCAUUCGACGGCCGUCGUUCUUAGCUUCAUGAGCCUGGAGCAGCUGUUCUUCAACAGAUUAUCUUGUACUAGCUGCAGGUUUAAUGCGUCAAAACUCAUGUUACUGAUUUCUUGGUUUGCUGCAGCUGUCCUGAGCUGCCCAUCCCUGGUGUACAGGGUAGUUCAGUACAAGAAUAACGGGGUGGUGUGCAUGGACAAUUAUGAGUAUGAAACCACCGGGCUGGUAACCUCAGAGGGGCUAAAGAGAAAAAGCGCUGUGCUGUACAUGCGAUUCAUCUUUGGAAUCAUACUUCCUGUAGCUUCAGCAGCCAUCUGUUGUUGCUUAUUGGUCUUGAGGAAGAACAGUUUCCAAAUUAAGUCAUCUGUGAAUUAUCACAUCACAAAGGCCCUGGUCAUUGGCCACUGCCUGUGCUGGCUGCCUUGUCUAUGUCUGCCACUCUGGCAGCACCACUCAACUACAGAAAUUUCUCCCAUUUUCGCAAUUAUCGUACCUGUUAGCAAUGCACUUGCAGCCAUGAGCGGGUGUAUCAAGCCUAUCAGCUACAUCAUUAUUGGCUUGCACUUUUGCCUUCCCUGGAUGAAGGAUGAUUGCACCACAACCCAGGAUGGGGAAAUUGAGAUAACUGAUCUAACUGAUUUAAAAUAAAACAAAUUUCUUUUCCUUUUUUUCUUACUGUUUGUGAAAGAAUCAAUAGGUUGAGGAACAUAUACACAUAUCAUGUGUUAUCUGCUGUAAUGUGCUAUUUUCUGUAUGCAUUAAUGGCCAAUGGCCUAGUUUAGGUACAGUACGCUUAUAGUUAAAGCAACCGUGCAUUUUCCAGUAUCUGAAGUAAAGCCGGAUGUCUUAAAGUCAAUAUAUUGAAACAAAUAUAUACUUUGUCAUGGUUUGCAUAAGUGCUUUGACUUCUUUGAGACAUACAGUUAGGUCCAUAUAUGUUUGGGCACUGAUUCAAGUUUUACUAUUUUACUUGUUUACUGAAAUAUAUUCCAAUUGAAGUUAUACAAUGGUCAUGGACAUAAAGUGCAGACUCUCAGAUUUCAUCUUAGGGUAUCCACAUUCAAACUGGAUGAAGGGUUUAGGAGUUUCAGCUCGUUAACAUGUGCCACCCUCUUUUUAAUGGGACCAAAAGUAAUUGGACAAUUCACUUAAAAGCUAUUUCAUGGACAAGUGUGGGCAAUUCCUUCGUUCUUUCAUUAUCAAUUAUGCAGAUAAAAGGCCUGGAGUUGAUCUGAGGUGUCUUGUUUGCAUGUGGAAGAUUGAGGUGUGAACAUACAGCAUGCGGUCAAAGUAACUCAGUAUGCAAGUGAAACAGGCCACCCUUAGGCUGCGAAAACAGGAAAAAACUAUUUGAGAAAUUGCCACAACAUUAGGAGUGGAAAAAUCCACAGUUUGGUAUAUCUUGAGAGAGAAAGAAAGCUGUAUAAGCCUUAAGAUAAAUAACAGAAAGGCUAGAUUGAACAUCUAAAAAAUGGCCUCAGUAAGAUGAAACCAAGAUCAACCUGUAUCAGAAUUAUGGAAAGAAUAAAGUAUGGAGAAGGGCUGGAACAGCUUAUGAUCCAAAGAACACUGCAUUACCUGUAAAACAUGGUGGAGGCAGUGUGAUGGCUUGGGCGUGCAUGGCUGCCAGUGGCUCUGGGUCUUUCGUGUUUCUUGAUGAUGUGACACAGGAUGGAAGCAGCCGAAUGAAUGCUGAGGUGUUCAGAGGCAUCAUGUCUGCUCAAAUCCAGCCAAAUUGAUUGGGCGGUGUUUCAAAAUACAGAUGGACUAUGACCCAAAACACACAGAAAAAGCAACGUAGGACUUUAUUAAAGCAAUAUAUGAGCCCCUGAAAGGAAGGGAUUGUGUAAAAAAAUUACUUUAGUUCCCCACAUUUUUAUGCAAUGUUUUUGUUCUACCCACUGAAUUAAAGCUGAAAGUCUGCACUGCAUCUGACUUGUUUCUUUUAAAAUUUAUUGUGGUGAUGUACAGAACUUAAAAUAUUUAUGGUCCUGACUGUAUAAGGGAGGGUGGUUGCAUGAAAAAGACCGAGAGUCUGGGACAUUAGGUGGAGGACGCUGCUGAGUCACUGCUGAGUCAAGCAUUACCACCAAAAAAGGACCUGGAAAAAGGACGUAUGACUCUGAAUGUAUACAAGAUGACAAGUCCUGUUUUUGACUGGCUAUUCUAGAUGUCCUCUGUGGUCAUUGUUCACAAGGUGAGGUGGUAGCUUUUAUUUACUUGUUUUUUCAUACCUAACCUAAUAAUGUACAUUCAGACAUCCAUCCAUCCAUUUUCCAAACCGCUUAUCCUACUGGGUCGCAGGGGGUCUGGAGCCUAUCCCGGAAGCACAUUCAGACAUUGUGCUGGUAAAUAUUACAAUGUCUUAACCUUUUAUGUUAAAAAAAACAUUAAUUAUUGUGUAAUAUUCUCUGAACAGAAGAUGCAAUUGUAUCCCAUCUGAUUGUGCAUUUCUUAUCUGUUCCAGUUAUGAGCUGAAAGCCAUUUAGCUUUGCUGACUUUUCAUUCUUGACAUUAUUAGCUGACCAGCUCCUAAUGAUCUUAGCAGCCUGUUAGGUUCAUAUUAAUUCAGAUUGUCUGCAAAGUAUGUAAACUGGGAAAAGACCAUUCAGUGAUUUGUAAAAACAAAGUAGAUUGUAAAGGCAGCUGGAAGCUAGUGUAAGGAGUGAAGGACUGGAGUAAUGUGUUUGCUCUUCUUUGCUCUAAUUAACAUUCUAGCAGCAGCAUGUGGGAUGAGCUGGAGCAGUCUUAAGGAUUUUUUGGGAAGUUCGUACAGGACAGAAUUAUAAUAAUCCAAGCGACUGAAGAUGAAGGAAUGAAUACGUUUUUUCAAGGUCAUACUUGGACAACAGGCCUCUGAUUUUAGAGAUGCCCAUAUGGAAGUUUUUUUUUUUUUAAAUAGCAUAUGACUCUUCUACAUUUUACCAUUCAAGCUUUUGAUAUGACAUUCAAAUAAACAAGAAACUAAUAUCAACUUAUUCUGUCAUUUGACUUAUGUGCUUUAUUGAUGUGAAAUACAUAUGAAAUGAAUGUACCAUCAAAUGUGUAAGUCAUGUACACUCAUGUACAAUCGAUAUUAAAUGCAUAUGUCAUUUGU